UUGGAAUUCUCAAUAAAAAUAACCUACAUGGUCAUUCACGCUGUGGAGGUGAUUGACUCCCAAAAAGAGGUUCACUGUAAAACUCCUGUAGUGAGUAGAGUGGCUUUUCCAGGAGUUUAUUUUUCAAAGUGGUAUAGAACCAAGAGUUCCGUGUUUCCUGAAUUGGUCUAGGAAGGCUGUUAAAAAAUCUUAUUGCCUGCGAAGGAAAGCUAUUGUAAUUCCCCGCCAGUCGGCUCCGGGGCACCUCCAGUCUAGUGGCAUGUCGCAUAUUGUGGCUGUGUACAUCACACCUUUUUUGAAACUGCACCAGGUUCUUCUUGAUAUACAUAAGCGAGCACAAUACAUAUUGACUGUACACUGUGAGUAUCCCAAGAUCCCUAAAUAGUAGCCUGCAGUGAUCCCUGAAGCUGGAAAAUGUCACUAUUCUCAGAGCCUUCUUUUGCAGUAGCAGCACAUCGUGGACAGCUGGUGCGUGACCACACAGGAGCAAUCCAUAGAUGAUAUGGCUGUGAAACAGCGAAUGAUAGGCCAUGACAAGACUUCUCUGAUCCACCACACAUCUCAGCUUACGAAGGAGAGACAAACUACUUUCCAGAGUAUGGAGUACCAUGUUUGUGGGAAAAUUGCAAAAGUAGUUGUUAACAGACUGGAAGAUGUAUCAACAUCGAGACCACAAAUCAAAGUUCAGGUUAAAGUUGAGAAACAGGAAAGUCCUUUUGAUGACAGUUGGAUUGGAGCUGCACGUAGUGAUACAGCUACUCAGCAGAUCAAGAUCGAGAAGCAGGAGGAUGAAUUUGGAGAAUGUGAAUUUGCAGCUAGCAACGUCAAAGAUGAGUCAUCCUCACACAAUGGUUCAACUUCCAAUCAGGCAAGUAUUCUAUCUUGACUAGAAUAAAUAAGUUAUGCAGUUU
Molecule: messenger RNA, 911 nt
Organism: Nilaparvata lugens (brown planthopper)
Lineage: Eukaryota; Metazoa; Arthropoda; Insecta; Hemiptera; Delphacidae
Exons: 5
Coding region: 503-886 (127 amino acids)
Source: RefSeq, a predicted model, not a curated record